This is a messenger RNA of Pyrus x bretschneideri (Chinese white pear), 2232 nucleotides long. RefSeq names its product protein MODIFIER OF SNC1 11. The transcript is spliced from 6 exons. The record is from RefSeq and is a predicted model, not a curated record. Lineage: Eukaryota; Viridiplantae; Streptophyta; Magnoliopsida; Rosales; Rosaceae. Gene Ontology annotation, biological process: poly(A)+ mRNA export from nucleus. Gene Ontology annotation, cellular component: nucleus. Bases 102 to 758 code for a protein of 218 amino acids.
ACAACCUAAGCCGCGCCACGCCCAAACACCUCCCUCACUCCUCUUUCUCUCUAACCAUUUUUGCCGCACUUCUCACGCGCUCUCCGAUUCCCAAUUCUCCAAUGGCCACCGACACACAGAAGCCCAGCGACACCACCACCGCCGUAGAAACCCCUAAGAAAACCCUAGGCACCUCCCCGGUCCCACCCACCUCCACAAUUUCGGAUCCACCCGAAAAUCCAUCCGGAAGCACUCCCUCCGAUCUACCUCCGUCGUCCGAGGUUAACUCCGAAGAAAACGGGUCCAAGGCCGACUCCGAGGAUACCAAGACUGGCUCUGCCGCCGGUGACGCGGCUGCUCCGGCUACUGCCAUUGAGAAGAAGAUGCGCCGUGCCGAGCGGUUUGGGAUAUCCGUGCAGCUUACCGAAGAAGAGAAACGCAACUCUCGUGCUGAGAGGUUUGGUACUGUUUCGACAUCUCUUGGAUCCCAAGCAUCUGAAAAACCAGAGGACCUAAAGAGGAAAGCUAGAGCAGAGAGGUUUGGUCUUCCUGGCCCAGCUGUGGUAGGUGAUGAGGAUGCAAAGAAGAAGGCUCGUCUUGCUCGGUUUGCACCUAUUUCCAAGACAGAUACUAAAGCUGAUCCUCAGGAAGAAGAAAAACGAAAGGCAAGGGCACUCAGGUUUUCAAACACCUCAAAGGGUUCUCUUACUCAAGUGAAUGAAAAGGGUAACGUUGAGCCGAAGGCAGCCAUAGUGGGCAGCGCUGGUGGAGGGGUCUGAAAAGAAGCUUCAUUUCUUAGUAGUAUAGGAUUCUAACAUUUUGUGGUUCCCUCAAAGGCGUCCGUAAUGGUACCUAUCUCUGAUUGCAUGGAUUAUCAGGUCGAGUAUUUUCCCAAUGGUCAUUAGUCAUCUUCUACCAGUCACUGAACACAAUUUGGCGGCAUAGGGGAGUGUAAUUUCAUGCUUGGUUUUGGUUCCUUUAUCAAUUUUCCUGGCAAGGCUUUGAAUAAUCAACAACUACCUACUUAGUGUUAACCUACCCUGCAUUCUAACAAGAAUGUCAGAAAUUCAGUAUUUAUGACGUAGGGAAAAUUUAGUACUUGAGGAUGCAUUAGUGGCAACUUUUGGGUGGUCAUUCAUCCAAUUUACAUAUACAAAGAUAAUAUCUCGUAAUUGUUUGCCUUGAAUAAACAUGAUGCAGUGUUGAACAGAGUUCUGAAGUUGGUUUGCUAAGUCUACACCUUCUGAUAUGUUACUAGCUGUGCUUAAAUGUGCUGAUAACCAGCUUAAUCCAUUACUGUGGGAUCCAGGUCUUAGUUUUCUAGGCAAUCCAUCCUUGUAAUAUUAGUUAUUGGUGGUCAAAUUUUAAACUUUUGAUGGUGCGUUGAAUGGUAAAAACAUGUUAUUUAAGAAGCAGAAGAGUCGAGCUCAUGCACAGUUGAAGAUGGCUGCAAUAAUGGAGUUUUGUUAGGGUGUUAGAUACCUAGCUUGUUACAGGACCUGCGUAGUUUUAUUGACUUGUGUGCUAGCUUAAGUGAAGUGGAUCUUUGUUUCUUAUUUUUGGGGGGUGGGGGGUGGGGGGUGGUGGGGGUGGGGGUGGGGGUGUGGGGGAUGUGGUGGUGUGUGUGGGGGGUUAUGUUUCGGGUUUAUUGUUGAUGAUAGUACCUGGCAACACAUCUUCUCACCAUCGUGGUUCUGAAUCUAUUUGUUCAUAUUGACUAUCUUUUCUUAAUGCCAUUGGUUGGGACCAGGUUAGAUGAGGUGUGUCAGCAAAUCCUAAGUAUUGCUGUUCAACACUGCCAUGUUUGUCAUGUCUAAGAUGGAUUUAACUGACUUGAAGCUAACUUUUGUAAGAUGGAAAUCUUAACAUGUAUUAGUUUUUCAUAUUUGCUCAACAGAGGAUUUCUCGAGACUCUGGUGUUAGAAUUUCUGAUAUUCUUGGUCGGCAAUCUUGGGGUAAGUAGACAAUUUGGAGGUGGUUGUUGGUUUUCUUAAGCCUUGCUGGGUUAGUUCUGCAAACUACUGGUAGGAUGCCAGGAACGGAUUGUACUCGUUAAUACUUUGGUCAGUCUUUGCUGUGUAAUUUUUAAAUUUUGUAGAAAAAUCCACCUCAUGUGGAAGUUCAUGUUUUGUAUUAGGUAUUGGGAACGGAAGGACCUGUUUAACUUAAUUUUGGAGGGAAUCACAAAAUGUUUGUUACAUUCUCCGUCUGUUCAAGUUAUCAAAUUGCUAAUAAGUUUCUCUGUUAUUGCCA